AUGCCAGCAAUUUUACCAGGAGAACAUCCACUUGUGAAAAGUUUGGUGUUAGAAGAUCACCGGAGAAAUGGGCAUGCUGGUGUCUCAUACACUUUAAAUUCUUUAAGAGAGAAAUACCGGCUUCUCUGCGGAAGGAGAGCCGUUAAACAUGUAUUGAGAUCUUGCAUUAUUUGCAAGCGAUUUUCAGCUAAAGAUAAUAAUAAUCCUCCCACUGCGCCACAAUCAUCAGAUAGAGUUCAAGACGCUGCUGCAUUUCAGAUAACGGGAAUGGACUUUGCUGGCCCAGUAAUUCUAAGAGAUAACUCAAAAUCUUGGAUUGCUCUUUUCACCUGUGCGGUGUAUCGUGCCGCCCACCUUGAAUUAGUGACAUCCAUAUCAACAGAGACAUUUCUACUAGCUUUUCAUCGUUUUGUUGCUCGCAGAGGGAAACUUUCAGUCGUAUACAGUGAUAAUGGAACUAAUUUCAAAGGAGCUGCUAGUGCUUUUGCGUUUAUUGAUUUUGAGAAAAUUUUCCUUGAAGCAAGAGAACACAUAACUUGGAAGUUUAUACCACCUAAUGCUCCUUGGUGGGGAGGUUGGUGGGAGAGACUUGUAGGAAUGAUGAAAAUUAUUUUAAAGAAAACUCUAGGAAGAGCCAGUUUAAGUUACGAAGAAAUGAUUACAGCUUUAUGCAAUUGUGUGGCUAUUUUAAAUGAAAGGCCUUUAACUACAGUAUCACCUGACCAUACCAGACCUUAA
Molecule: messenger RNA, 738 nt
Organism: Stegodyphus dumicola
Lineage: Eukaryota; Metazoa; Arthropoda; Arachnida; Araneae; Eresidae
Source: RefSeq, a predicted model, not a curated record